Molecule: messenger RNA, 963 nt
Organism: Aspergillus terreus NIH2624
Lineage: Eukaryota; Fungi; Ascomycota; Eurotiomycetes; Eurotiales; Aspergillaceae
Exons: 3
Coding region: 1-963 (320 amino acids)
Biological process (GO): transmembrane transport
Molecular function (GO): transmembrane transporter activity
Source: RefSeq, a predicted model, not a curated record
AUGACUGCAAAAGUCUUAGAGUCCGUGGCGUCAGCCCCUCCCAAAGAGGAUCCGCCGUACCAUAUCCUGUCCAAGAAGCAGAAAUGGAAUCUCGUCGUCUUUGUCUCUAUGGCGGGCGCCUUUUCGCCUCUAUCGUCGAACAUCUACUUUCCCGCGAUUGACACGAUAUCGACCGACCUCGGGGUCAGCGCUACUUUAGUCGCUCUAACCAUUACCGUGUACAUGGUGGCCCAGGGCAUUGCUCCAUCUGUCUUUGGCACCUUCUCGGAUACCUUCGGCCGCCGCCUCACCUUCACCAUCAGCCUGACUAUAUACACUGUGGCGAACCUGGCCCUUGCGUUUACAUCCAGCUACCCUAUGUUGAUGGUCCUGCGGGGGCUACAGGCGGCCGGGUCGGCGGCGACGAUUAGUAUCAGUGCCGGAGUCAUUGCAGAUAUAGCGUGUCCGGGAGAACGAGGUGGCUUUAUGGGAACAAACGCUGGCGUGCGCAUGACCGGCCAGGCAAUCGGACCGAUAAUCGGUGGCGCACUGAACAGCGCCUGGGGAUUCAGAAGCAUAUUCUGGCUGUUGUUCAGCAUGAGCGUGAUCGUCCUCACCGCAUUGCUAAUCUUCCUGCCCGAGACACAACGCAGUAUCGCAGGGAAUGGCAGCAUCCCUCUAUCUGGGUUCCAUAAACCACUCGCCUACGUGAUCAAACCACCUGCUGCGUGGUCCGAGCCCCAGGACCUGAGCGUGCCUAUAAAACCCCGCCAACCAGUGUCCUGGAAGAAAGCAUUCGGUCCAUUGAAGUACAUCCUAGAAAAAGACAUCGCCGCCCUGCUUGCCUGGGGCGCCGUCGCCUAUACAGCCUGGAGCAUGGUAACAUCAUCUACCACGACAAUGCUGCUCCUCGGCUUCCCCUCUCUCACCCACUGGCAAAUCGGCCUCUGCUUCCUCCCCAACGGACUGGGCUUAUCGCGCUGA